AUGUUUUCAAAAAAUUCAAAACUUUCAAAUACGCCAAGUACAUUGAAAUCUGACAUCAAUGCUGUUGGGCAAUCCAAUGAUAGAAUCGAUGAUAAAUGUAAUGUUGAACCUGAUGAAGCCAAUGCAAUAGUUGAUACAUCACUGAAAACUAUGUCCAAUGUAACAAAUCUUAUUAUGGCAGAUAAAAUUGAUUCAAGUGUAUCCAAUGAUAGUAUUGUACCCGUACAUAAUAAUGAUCCGAUAAACCAACUUCCAGUGAAUCGCCUUGAACUCAGAGAUCGAAUAUCAGCUGGUCCAUACCACCCAAACAUGGAAUCUUAUCCAAAAACAAUGCAAGGAGCAUCAGAAAGAUCAUUUCAAAAAUCCUGGUUUGAAAAAUAUGUAUGGUUAGAAUAUAGUCCAUCUAAAGACCUAGCAUUUUGUUUUCCAUGUAGGAUCUUUAAGGGUAAUAAUUUAAACAGCAGUCAAUUAGAUGAUGCAUUUUCUAAAACUGGUUUCUAUAGUUGGUAUAGAGGUAUUAAUCGUUUUAAUAAACAUCAAAUGACUAAAUCCCAUAUUUUUAGUACCCGAGCAAUGGCUGAUUACUUAAAUACUACUUCUAUUGAUCAACAAAUAGAUAUAAGUAGAAAAGAAUAUAUUUCCAAAUGUGAAAGUGAUCGUUUGCACAAUAGAGAAAUUAUGAAGCGUUUGAUAGAUAUAACUUUGUGUCUUGUUAAAGGAGGAAGGCCUUUUAGAGGUCAUGAUGAAGGAGAAAAAAGUAAUCAAAAAGGUUUAUUCAAAGAAAUAGUUAAUACUUUUGCUAAAUAUGAAAUAGUUUUGAAAGAACACUUUGAAAAUAGCCCAAGAAAUGCAAAAUAUACCAGUAAUAGAAUCCAAAACGACCUAAUUAGUUCCAUACAUAAUGUUCUUAUUAAAAAAGUAAAAGCAGAUUUACAAAAUGUAUAUGUUUCAAUCUUAGCCGAUGAAACUAGUGAUGUUGGUCAUCAUGAGCAACUUUCAAUCGUUAUACGAUAUUUUGAUGAUCAAAUGAAUAGACCUGUUGAAACUUUUCUUGAUUUAGUACGGUUAGUUUCUGUUAAUGCUGAAUCUAUAUUCACAGCUAUAAGUAAUAUUAUACAUUCCAAAUUUGGUAUAGGUUGGUCAUCAAUAAUUGCUGUGUGUUUUGAUGGGGCCUCUACAAUGUCUAGUAAUAUAGGUGGGGUACAAAGGAAAUUCAAUGAGAUGAAUGCAAACAUUUUGUACGUGCAUUGCUAUGCAUACUGCUUAAAUUUGUCAUUAAUUGAUUCAAUCACAAGUAAUACAAGUAACAAAAAUCAAGUAGUAUUUAACUUUUUAGGAUCUGUUCAAUUUUUAUACUCUUUCAUUGAAGGCAGCCCUACUCGACAUGCUAUUUUUGAAAAUAUAGCUAAAGAACAUAGGUCUAAUCUUCAAACGUUAAAGUCAUGCUCAACAACAAGGUGGGCAUGUCGCUCAGAGGCAGUAAAUGCUAUUAAACAUAACUAUAGAGCAUUAUUAAAAGCGUUGGACGGAAUAACAAAAAAGAGUUUGCUGCCAGAUGUAAAAAUGAAAGGCUUAGGACUUAAAAGUCAAAUCAAAUCAUUCAAUUUUAUUUUUUGUAUGAAUAUGAUGCAACCUAUUUUACAACUAGUUUUAAAAGUGAGUUCUUCAUUACAAACUCCAAAGUUAGUUCAGUUGUGA
This is a messenger RNA of Metopolophium dirhodum (rose-grain aphid), 1698 nucleotides long. RefSeq names its product zinc finger MYM-type protein 1-like. Lineage: Eukaryota; Metazoa; Arthropoda; Insecta; Hemiptera; Aphididae. The transcript has 3 exons. The record is from RefSeq and is a predicted model, not a curated record. The coding region runs from base 1 to 1698 and encodes 565 amino acids.